AUGGCCUCCCCACAGCAGAUCAAGACCCCUCUCACCGAGGCUUUCGGCCUCAAGCACCCCAUCAUGCUCGCCGGCAUGAACGUCGCUGCCGGUCCCGAGCUCGCCGCCGCCGUCAGCAAUGCGGGUGGUAUCGGUGUAAUCGGAGGAGUCGGCUAUACCCCCAAAUUCCUGCGCCAACAGGUGGAAGAGCUCAAGAGCCAUCUCACUGACAAGAAUGCUCCAUUCGGCGUCGAUCUUCUCCUGCCCAAGGUCGGCGGUGGUGCACGAAAGACCAACACCGACUACACAAACGGACAGCUCCCCGAGCUCAUCGACAUCAUCAUCGAGUCGGGCGCCAAGCUUUUCGUUUCCGCCGUCGGUGUUCCCCCCGUCGAGGUGGUCAAGAAGCUGCACGGUGCCAAGAUCAUGGUGGCCGGCAUCAUUGGUCACCCCAAGCACGCACCCAAGGUCCUCGAGGCCGGUGUCGACAUGGUCAUCUUCCAGGGUGGCGAGGGCGGCGGACACACUGGCGACGUGCCUCUCUCCAUCAUUGCUCCCCGCGUCGUCGACAUCUGCCGUGGCCGCAAGAGCCCGCUGACCGGCAAGCCCAUCAUCACGGUGGCUGCCGGUGGUAUCUACAACGGCCGCGGUCUCGCUGCCUCGCUUUGCUACGGCGCCGACGGUGUCUGGGUCGGCACCCGAUUCGUCGCCUCCAAGGAGUCCGGCGCCCCCAAGGCGCACAAGGAGGCCGUGCUCAAGUCGACGCACGAGACCGACAUCCGCACCAUCAUCUUCACCGGUCGUCCGCUGCGUCUCUUCAAGACGCCCUACAUUAUGGACUGGGAGUCGCGCCCGGACGAGAUCAAGAAGCUCACGGACAAGGGUGUCAUCCCCGUCUACCACGACCUCGAGAACGACGACGAGGAGGGCUCGAAGGAGGCACAGGCUCGUCAGCGCUUCCUCCUCGGCAAGUGUGCGUCGGUCAUCGACGAUAUCAAGCCCGCCAAGGAAAUCGUCGACGACAUGGUCAACGAGGCCGUCGCCGUGCUCAGGAACGGCAACCAGCUCCUCACUGGCCAGGCUGCCCGUCUCUGA
Moesziomyces antarcticus is the source of this 1074-nucleotide messenger RNA. RefSeq lists its product as uncharacterized. The record is from RefSeq and is a predicted model, not a curated record. The transcript is spliced from 2 exons. Gene Ontology annotation, molecular function: nitronate monooxygenase activity. NCBI's taxonomy places the organism in Eukaryota, Fungi, Basidiomycota, Ustilaginomycetes, Ustilaginales, Ustilaginaceae. Bases 1 to 1074 code for a protein of 357 amino acids.